AGCAGCCCCAGCGCCAGGCCUCCCGACGCCCCAGGGCAGCCAUCCCAGGCCGCGAAGCCCCCGUCUCCAGCUCAGGGCAAGAAGAGUCCGCGACUCCUAUGCAUAGAAAAAGUCACAACUGAUAAAGAUCCCAAGGAAGAGAAAGAGGAAGAAGACGAUUCUGCCCUCCCUCAGGAAGUCUCCCUUGCUGCAGCUCGGCCUAGCCGGGGUUGGCGAAGUAGCAGGACGGCUGUCUCCCGCCAUCGUGACACGGAGAAUACCCGAAGCUCCAGGUCCAAGACGGGUUCAUUGCAGCUCAUCUGCAAGUCAGAACCAAGCACAGACCAGCUUGAUUAUGAUGUUGCAGAAGAGACCCACUCUCCAGGUGGCAUUAGUAGUGAUGAGGACGAGGAGGAAGAAGAGGAGAUGUUAAUCAGUGAAGAGGAAAUACCAUUCAAAGAUGACCCAAGAGAUGAGACCUACAAACCCCACUUAGAAAGGGAAACCCCAAAGCCACGGAGAAGAUCGGGGAAGGUGAAAGAAGAGAAAGAGAAGAAGGAAAUUAAAGUGGAAGUAGAAGUAGAGGUGAAAGAGGAAGAGAAUGAAAUCAGAGAGGAUGAGGAGCCUCCUAGGAAGAGAGGAAGAAGGCGAAAAGAUGACAAAAGUCCCCGGUUACCCAAACGGAGAAAAAAGCCUCCAAUCCAGUAUGUCCGUUGUGAGAUGGAGGGAUGUGGAACGGUUCUUGCUCACCCUCGCUAUCUGCAGAACCUGUACAUAGACCAAGAGGCAGUCACUUCAACAGAGCAAGGAGAGAUACUGAAUGGUCUAAAAACAGGAAAGCACCACAUUAAAUAUCAGCAUUUGCUAAAGAAAAAGUACGUAUGUCCCCAUCCCUCCUGUGGACGGCUCUUCAGGCUCCAGAAACAACUUCUGCGGCAUGCAAAACAUCAUACAGAUCAAAGGGAUUAUAUCUGUGAAUACUGUGCUCGAGCCUUCAAGAGUUCACACAAUCUGGCAGUGCACCGCAUGAUCCACACUGGCGAGAAGCCGUUACAAUGUGAGAUCUGUGGAUUUACCUGUCGGCAAAAGGCGUCUCUUAACUGGCACAUGAAGAAACAUGAUGCAGACUCCUACUACCAAUUCUCUUGCAAUAUCUGUGGCAAAAAAUUUGAGAAGAAGGACAGCGUAGUGGCACACAAAGCGAAAAGCCACCCAGAGGUGCUGAUCGCAGAAGCCCUGGCUGCCAAUGCAGGCGCCCUCAUCACCAGCACAGAUAUCUUGGGCACUAACCCAGAGACCCUCACACAAUCGGCCGAUGGUCAGGGUCUUCCUCUUCUUCCUGAGCCCUUGGGAAACUCAACCUCUGGAGAGUGCCUACUGCUAGAAGCUGAGGGCAUGUCAAAGUCAUACUGCAGUGGGACAGAACGGGUGAGCCUCAUGGCUGAUGGGAAGAUCUAUGUGGGAAGUGGCAGCAGUGGGGGUGCUGAUGGGCUGGUCAUGAACUCAGAUAUCCUCGGUGCUACCACAGAGGUUCUCAUUGAAGAUUCAGACUCUACUGGACCUUAGUGGGAGGGAAGACUUUGUAUUUAAAGGCUAAAAAAAGGACAAAAAAAAUUUAAAGCAUUUAAAAUCUAGUAAAAUAACUGAAGGGCCUGCUCGUUCCAUUGUGGAUCACAGCACAUAGACACACCCACCUCCUGUUAUCCCUCUAUUGUCCCCUUUAUAAAAUUGAUGCUGCAUUUAGGUGGACAAAAAAGAAGAAAUUCUUAAAGAGCGGGGUAUCCUCAUCCUCACUUCCAGCCAGGCUUAUUUCCCACAGAUCCUCUUUCCAACCUAUAACGAAUGUGCUUUGGAUCAGCUUCUAACUCUUAUAGUAUGUUACUGUCCUCGAAAGCCAGCCCUUCUUCUCUUUUACUGCUGCCCUAUGGUUCUGGCUUCUACGCAAUGCAGCACAUGUAUCCUCAAAGUAUCUUACAGUUCUAACCUCCAGAGGCUGGCAGCUUAACUUGGCACUUUAGGGCCCCUUAGCAAGGUGAGCUGUUAAAACAGCACAUGUCUCUUACCCUCUUUUUGUCCAUUUCCCUCUGGGUUUCGCAAAGGAAGGACACAUGGGGACCAUCUCCCUCUGCUUUGACCCCAGCACUUCAAUCCCUUCCCAACACCUCCAUAUGGCUCUCAGUGGUGCUCUCUUGCUUGAAAGCGGGCUCCCAAGAGGGAGGGGCUCCCCUCUACACAGGCUGCCUGAGAGACAGAGCUCUGUCAGAUGAGGCAGUGAGAAAAGUCCCAGGUUAAUGGCAGAAAUUUGCACUUUGAACGUGUGUUUUUGUGUUGUGGAACUGAGAUUCCUUAUUUAUUAACGCAAAUCUGAUUUUCUUUUUUUCUUCUUUGAUCUUUCUUGCUAUGUUUUGUGGGGCUGGGAAAGAUUACAUGAUUGUGACAUGGGGUCCUUUCCAUAAGAGGUACUUUUGAAGUCAAGACAAUAGGGUUGAAGAAGCACAGCCAGCCUCUAAAAGCAUAGUUCACCAGUGGCCUUUAAAGCAAGCUGGUCCUCAGAAUUAACAGUGUCACUACAGUAGCCUAGUGCUCGUUUGGAAGGAAGCUUUUUUAGGGACAGAUGUUAGGCUCUUGGUAAUUAGAGCUCUUUGAAAUUUUUAGAGCAUUGGGAUUUAGGAAUUUUGAGGGGAUGUGGAGGAUUUUCAGGGUCUUGAUUAUCGAAAAGAGACUUUCUCUGGUGAAUCUGGCUUUUUGGUGGUGGGGGGUGGUGUCUUUUUAAAAAAUAUAUUAUUAUUAUUUUGUUCACACUGUUUUCUUAUGCAUAACCUAGGUGGCCCAUCUCUGAUCCCAUGCUGUGUUUUGGGUUUGUUCUUGGG
Molecule: messenger RNA, 2849 nt
Organism: Echinops telfairi (small Madagascar hedgehog)
Lineage: Eukaryota; Metazoa; Chordata; Mammalia; Afrosoricida; Tenrecidae
Gene: ZFP91
Product: ZFP91 zinc finger protein, atypical E3 ubiquitin ligase
Exons: 12
Biological process (GO): regulation of transcription by RNA polymerase II
Cellular component (GO): nucleus
Source: RefSeq, a predicted model, not a curated record